This is a messenger RNA of Calypte anna (Anna's hummingbird), 1343 nucleotides long. RefSeq names its product ornithine decarboxylase antizyme 2 (gene OAZ2). Gene Ontology annotation, cellular component: nucleus; cytoplasm. Gene Ontology annotation, molecular function: ornithine decarboxylase inhibitor activity. NCBI's taxonomy places the organism in Eukaryota, Metazoa, Chordata, Aves, Apodiformes, Trochilidae. The record is from RefSeq and is a predicted model, not a curated record. Gene Ontology annotation, biological process: positive regulation of protein catabolic process.
AAGGAAGCAAGCAAGCAAAAGAAAGGAGGAGGAAGGAGGAGGAAGAAGGAAAAGGAACGAAGAAACGAAGAAACGAAGACCGCAGCCGGAGGCCAGCCCUAGCAAGCCGAGAAUGAUAAACACACAGGACAGUAGUAUUUUACCUUUGAGUAACUGUCCCCAGCUGCAGUGCUGCAGGCACAUUGUUCCAGGGCCUCUGUGGUGCUCCGAUGCCCCUCACCCACUGUCGAAGAUCCCCGGUGGGCGAGGGGGUGGCAGGGAUCCUUCUCUUUCAGCUCUGAUAUAUAAGGACGAGAAGAUCACUGUUAACCAAGAUGUCCCAGUGCACGAAGGAAAGCCUCACACUGUCCACUUCCAGUACAAGGUCACAGAGGUGAAGACCUCCUCCUGGGAUGCAGUGCUCUCUAAUCAGAGCCUCUUUGUGGAAAUCCCUGAUGGAUUAUUAGCUGAUGGAAGCAAAGAAGGGUUAUCAGCACUGUUGGAGUUUGCUGAAGAAAAAAUGAAAGUAAACUAUGUCUUUGUUUGCUUCAGAAAAAGCAGAGAAGAUAGAGCUCCACUCCUGAAGACAUUCAGCUUUUUGGGCUUUGAAAUCGUGAGGCCUGGUCACCCCUCUGUCCCAUCGCGGCCAGAUGUGAUGUUCAUGGUGUACCCCUUGGAUCAGAACUCUUCCUCUGAUGAAGAAUAGCUGCAGUGAGGGACUCCAGUGUGACCUGAAAAUGCUGUUGAGGGGAGAGAGGGUUACAUCUCCUUUCUUGAGGAAAGGGAAAACAAGCUUCUGUUGGACUGCAACUGCAUUUCUCAUUGUUAGAUUGGCCUGUGUAUCCUCAGAGUUGACUAUCUCAUUGAAAUGUGUUGCCUAGAGAACUAUAUAUACACACAUGUAAUCACCGAAUAGUAAAUGGAAGAGGUUUCUGAACUGGCAUAGGAGCUCCUGGUGUGUGGUGUGUUAGCCUGGAGGCACCAGGGCCCGUGCCCUGCCAGGGGAGCACAGCAGUAGAUGCAGAAUCAACUCCUUGACUCCCCUGAACCCACCUGGAUCCUGUCCCCAUCGCUGUGUUCAUCUGACACAACUACCUUCUUAUUUUUCACUCACACUCUUUAAGUAGAAGGCAUGGUUUGGGUGGUAGGUGCGUGGAGUUUAACCUUUAACACUACAUGAAAACAUGUGUCUGCUUUGGGGCAACUGAUGCUUUUUUAAUUGGUCUAACAUUUUUUUAAAUUUUAUUUUUAAAAAAACCAAAAACUUCUUGUGCUUUCAGCUUUUGUUCUAAGCAGUCUUAACUCUGUUCAAUGUUACCACUGCACUAUCCCAGCGUUCAAUAAAAGGGGCAUUCAAAUAAGCA